Nicotiana attenuata is the source of this 621-nucleotide messenger RNA. RefSeq lists its product as uncharacterized. Lineage: Eukaryota; Viridiplantae; Streptophyta; Magnoliopsida; Solanales; Solanaceae. Bases 1 to 621 code for a protein of 206 amino acids. The record is from RefSeq and is a predicted model, not a curated record. The transcript has 3 exons.
AUGACUGUCGCUGGUGAAGUCAUUGACAUUGCAAAUGGAAAGGCUGACAUGAUGAGCCACAUCAAGGAAUCAAAUGAGGAUGGUGCAGCUAUAUCUCCAACUGAUGGGGAGGAACCUGGUCCCUCAAUCACAACAACUGAAGCUGAGAACAGAGUUAUAGAUGAUGUCCUAGGCACCCCACAUGCUGAGCUGAGAAGCGGAACUCACGACAACAAGGAUCACAUUCAGAAAUACCUGGACCUUCUCACAAUGAGAUUCAUGUGUCUAACUGGAAGCACAAAAGAAGCAUUGAAAGAUGCUGAUUGGAUUAUGGCUAUGCAAGAAGAACUCCAUCCAUUUGAGAGGAAUAGUGUAUGGCACCUGGUUCCACGACCUGCUGACCGAACCAUUAUAGGGACCAGAUGGGUAUUCAGAAACAAACUUGAUGAGAUUGGAAACACAACAAGGAACAAGGCUCCUUGUGCUUGGUAUGAAAAGUUGUCCAAAUUUCUUCUAGAAAAUGGCUUUACAAGAGGAAAUAUUGACAACACCUUAUUUAUGAAGAAACGAGAGAGGAACUUGCUCAUUGUGCAAGUCUAUGUUGAUGUCAUCAUCUUCGGAGCAACAAAUGAUUCUGUGUGA